CGGGAGUCCCGACCGACAUGCGACGGUGGCGGCCGUCGUCCAUACGUCGACUCGCUCAUCGACCUACGCGUCCCAGACGGAGGCAAGGGUGACGGUGCAGGGCGGCGCGCUGUUAGGGACGACGAGUUCGUGAACCUGCUGUCGGAGUUUCUGGGCGCUGGCACGGGGACGGUGAUGGCAAGCAUCGAAUGGACCCUCGCCCACCUGGUAAACGACCAGGAGAUCCAGAAAAAGCUUCGGGACGAGGUCGACGGCGCCGGCGGGGCCGUGGCCGCCAGCUCCAGCAGGAGCCUCAUCCGUGGCAUGCCGUAUCUGAACGCGGUCGUGCUCGAGACCCUCCGCUCGCAUCCACAGGUGCCCUUCGUCCAGCGCCACGUCCAUGCCGACGCAGCGGAGGUGCUCGGAGUCGGAGGAAAAACCAGCGGCGACUUCAUUGCACAGUUCACUGUUGGAGACAUGGGAAGGGAUGGCAAGACGUGGAUCGAUCCGGACGAGUUCCGGCCGGAGCGGUUCCUUCCCGGCGGUGAGGCAGAGGACGUCGGCCCUUUGCCGGGGACCAAGGAGAUAAGGAUGAUGCCAUUCGGCGCCGGGCAUAGGUUCUGCCCGGGCGUGGGUCUGGCCAUGAUGAACAUCAAGUGCUUCUUGGCUGCCCUUGUGCAUGAAUUCGAGUGGGCGCCUCCGGGGACGGAGGGCUGCGCCGGCGUCGACAUGACGGAGCUCAACACCUUCAUCAAGGCGAUGAAGAAGCCCCUUUCCGCACGUCUCACGCGACGCACUUAAUCCUCGGCGUCUGGUGUUUGUCGUCUACUUUGGCCACGUUGGGAUGCAUGCAUGGCGGCAGCCGUGGUCUUUCUUCUUCCAGUGUGGUGUGUGCCUGUGUCAUGGGCGACUCCGUGCCGGCCAUCAUGCCGACUGACGAGCUUGUGGUGGCCAUCUCGCCUCUAGUGUAUAUCUGUGCACGUCAUGAUAUCGUUCUGUGCUCUUGCUAUCUUGUGUGGUUGAUGUAACGGUGUUUCCGGCGUAUAAUUAAGUAAAUGUUGCACAUA
Triticum dicoccoides is the source of this 1046-nucleotide messenger RNA. RefSeq names its product cytochrome P450 89A2-like. Gene Ontology annotation, cellular component: membrane. Gene Ontology annotation, molecular function: heme binding; oxidoreductase activity, acting on paired donors, with incorporation or reduction of molecular oxygen, NAD(P)H as one donor, and incorporation of one atom of oxygen; iron ion binding. The record is from RefSeq and is a predicted model, not a curated record. The annotation marks the transcript as partial. The transcript has a single exon. Lineage: Eukaryota; Viridiplantae; Streptophyta; Magnoliopsida; Poales; Poaceae.